This is a messenger RNA of Drosophila erecta, 2191 nucleotides long. RefSeq lists its product as uncharacterized. NCBI's taxonomy places the organism in Eukaryota, Metazoa, Arthropoda, Insecta, Diptera, Drosophilidae. The coding region runs from base 483 to 1277 and encodes 264 amino acids. The record is from RefSeq and is a predicted model, not a curated record. The transcript is spliced from 3 exons.
CGACGCCGGCGCCGGCUGCAAAGACAAGAGCAAAAUUUCACACGCAGCAUAACAAUAAUUUCAGUCGCGUUUUUCACGACCUGCCCGCGGUUGUUGUUUCAACAAAGUUUUCCUCCUUCUUUUCUUCCAAACAAAAAAGAAACUCAAAAAAUAUACACCAAAUCGGAAUUGUUUAAACAAUCGUGUGAUAAACGUAUACACAUAUCGCCCAAAGGGGUCCACUUGCUGCUGGGAAAGCGUGAAAGUCGGAAAAGCCGGCGGAAUAAAGGGAUAACGAGUGCCAGCAUCCCGGCGAACCAAGCCCAAGGAACUUUCAACAUUAGGUUCGGUUCGCUUUUAUGUACACAUUCUAGUGCUUUGGUCACUUAUCAAUCUAGACCAGAACGCUAUGAGCGGCGAACUUUGAGGAGGGCUCGGAGGUCAGACACGAAUUCGGAACCAACAUAUUAUUAGCCAGUUAGCCCAAGCAGAAUUUUUGCAAGAUGUUCGACAUCACCUGGCUGCCCACCGCCUGCGGAUCGCUGGCACCGGCCCUCAUCCCACCAGCCCACAUCGUCAUCCUGUGGUACUUCUGGGAGAACUACGCCCGCUACGUGGACAGGCACUUCUGCACCUGCUCCUGCUGGGACACCGUCUUUAAAGGACCCUACGAGUCGGGCGUGGCCGCCUACAAGCACAUGUACUUCAAUGCCACGCCCAACAGCUUUAAGAUGUGGAUUCUGACCGUGUUCGCCGUGAUUGCCCUGUACGAGUGCAUCAAGAGGCUAAUCGCCCUGAUCCUCCAGCAGCGCGUGCGGUACUCCAUGCUGCUGCUCUUCCUUCUCUCGAUAUUCUCGCACUACUACGCCUGGUGGGCGUACAUCAACUACUACAACGAUGACUACUACAAUCAGUGGAACCACCAGCUCUUCUUCACGGUAACCGAGUUGUUCUCAACGGUGCUAGUGAUGCACCUGGCCAACACCACCAACGUGGUCACGCCGAAGAAAGUGUUCUGCAUCGUUGGCAUCGCCCUGCUGCACAUCCUGGCCAGCAGCUUUGACCAGUUCUUCAUGAAUGUGGUGCGCGGCGAGGGUUACGCCCACCAGAUAGUGCGGGACAUCGGGUUCAUGGUGCCCGAUCUCCUCCAGCUCUUCGUCCCGGUUUGGCUGCUCCGACAGGCACGUCGCGAGUGUUAUACCACGCGGCCCUUCCACCGAGAUCGGAAACUGCAUCGUGAUAUUGUGAUGAUGCUGUGCCUGGUGUCGCUGCUCUUUGUCAUUUGCACUGUUUUGUGAGAAAGGAUCAUGCUGGAGGUGUACGAGGAACGAUACGGAAAGGUCGUGCCCAUGCAGGAUGCGGCGGUCCAGCUGCUGAAUCGCUACCGGAUGCUGGCCAGUGGAAAUGUGCACAAUUGAAGGUGAAUGCUUUUGGUACUGAACAUUGUGGGAUUGUGGGUGGACAAUAGCGGCACUUGCCCAGCAGUAAGUGUGGAAUAUCCUGUAUUCCUGUAGAACUUUGUAUUUUCUUUUAACGUUUGUGAUAGUUUUUUUUUCUGUUGAGACAAAGUGAGCUGACGACAACCAUAUCGAUAAGCUUAAUUAUCAACCUACGAUGGUACAUAAUCAAUACAACAAACUGUAAUCUUCCAUUUAGAACCGUUGACCGAUACCGAUCUUAAGUGCAUUAUCAUUAACCCAUAGUUGAACUUAGGUACGAUGUAGUGAAAUCCAUUCCUGGACAUCCCGGGAACUUACGAGUAGAUGGGUCUAGCCCCAAUAGUCACAACGAUAAACAGUUAUUACAGGCAUGAACACAUGUGUAGAUUAGUUAUGGAACAACGAUGCGGAUACUUAAUAUUGAUAAAGGAUUGUGGAAGCGGAAGUGGAAGUGGAGACCCACCCAGUGUUAUACUACCUUAAAUCAGUUACAUGUGACUUAGACUGUUGUUAGAUAAUAACAAUAUUAUACAUGUUCAUCACGACAAACCAAAAUAUUCCAGUACAUCUAGUAGAUAAACCACAAACAACUAACAAAUAACACAAAACCAAAAUCGUAGUAAUCAAAAUUAGCGUUAUACUAUAUUGUUACGAUUAACUUGACAUCAAGGAAAUCAAAAACAUGCAGAUAUUAAUAUUUGGAAUAGCCUAUACUUAUACACAUAUAUAUUUUAGUAUACAAAAUUAUAUUGAAUAAACUUUAAGAGACUGAA